Brachypodium distachyon (stiff brome) is the source of this 1233-nucleotide messenger RNA. RefSeq names its product shikimate kinase 1, chloroplastic. Bases 172 to 1089 code for a protein of 305 amino acids. Gene Ontology annotation, molecular function: shikimate kinase activity. Gene Ontology annotation, cellular component: chloroplast. The transcript is spliced from 10 exons. The record is from RefSeq and is a predicted model, not a curated record. Lineage: Eukaryota; Viridiplantae; Streptophyta; Magnoliopsida; Poales; Poaceae.
CCGCACUAUUUCAAAGCCUCACAUUUCUGCGAUUCCACCGCUCGCCGCCUCCAUCGAAUCACAGGACACCUGCGCUUUCUCUCCCUCUCUCUUUGUAGCGCACGGGAAAGCCGGUCGCGCCUCGCCGCGUCCUCGAGCAGCAAGCCGCGGAGCGCCCGUGGGGAGGGAGCAAUGGAGGCGGGCGUGGGGAUGGCGCUGCAGUCGAGGGCGGCGGGGUUCGGCGCCGGCCGCCGCCGGAGCGCGCUUUGCGGCGGCGAGAGCAGGGCCCGGGUCGGAAGCCUGAGGGUCGGCGAUCAGGUGGCGUCGUCGCCGGCCGCCGUGCGGGCGCGUGUGUCCAAGCCAAUCGUCACCCCGCUCCGCGCCAAGAAAUCGUCCGGAGGUCAUGAAAACUUACAUAACUCCGUUGACGAAGCCCUCCUGUUGAAGAGAAAAUCAGAAGACGUUCUGUUCCACUUGAAUGGACGGUGUAUCUACCUAGUUGGAAUGAUGGGUUCUGGAAAAAGUACAGUGGGGAAGAUAUUAGCUGAAGUUUUGGGUUAUUCAUUUUUUGACAGUGAUAAAUUAGUUGAACAAUCAGUUGGGAUGCCUUCAGUUGCUCAAAUUUUCAAGGUCCACAGUGAAGCUUUCUUCAGGGAUAAUGAGACUAGUGUUUUGAGAGAUUUGUCCUCAAUGCGGCGAUUAGUUGUUGCUACUGGAGGUGGUGCUGUUAUCCGACCUGUUAACUGGAAAAAUAUGAAGAAGGGCCUAUCUGUUUGGUUGGACGUGCCCCUGGAGGCUCUUGCCAGGCGUAUUGCGAAAGUGGGGACUGCCUCUCGUCCUCUUCUAGAUCAACCGUCCGGUGAUCCUUACACAAUGGCCUUCUCUAAACUCAGCACACUCGCAGAGCAAAGGGGAGAUGCUUAUGCAAAUGCUGAUGUGAGGGUUUCUCUUGAAGAGAUUGCAUCUAAACUUGGUCAUGAUGAUGUCUCUAAGCUGACACCAAUUGAUAUUGCUCUUGAGUCACUCUACAAGAUCGAGAGCUUUGUCACCGAAGACACCGUUGGUGAGUCGCACACAGAAUCGCAAGCCCAAAGGAUACAUACCUUGUAGGAUUUUUAUCCUUUUUGUACCAUUGUAGUGCGCUACCAAGCGCAGUUGAGUUGUUAUUUGUUUGUUGUAUCGACAAGGAGAAAGCCGAAGUACCUUUUGUUUGUAAGCUGUAAAAAAAGAGGAAUAAAGAAGCUAAUCUGAAAA